This is a messenger RNA of Dipodomys ordii (Ord's kangaroo rat), 362 nucleotides long. RefSeq names its product SAFB-like transcription modulator. Lineage: Eukaryota; Metazoa; Chordata; Mammalia; Rodentia; Heteromyidae. The coding region runs from base 58 to 291 and encodes 77 amino acids. The transcript has 3 exons. The record is from RefSeq and is a predicted model, not a curated record.
GAACCAGUGAAAAGAAGUGAAGAAAAGAAGCGAAUAAGUUCAAAGAGUCCAGGUCACAUGGUAAUACUAGACCAAACCAAGGCAGAUCAUUGUAGGCCGUCAAGAAGAGGACGAUACGAGAAAAUUCAUGGACGAAGCAAGGAAAAGGAGAGGGCUAGCCUAGAUAAAAAGAGGGACAAAGACUACAGAAGGAAAGAGAUCUUGCCUUUUGAAAAGAUGAAGGAGCAAAGAUUGAGAGAACAUUUAGUUCGCUUUGAAAGACUGCGCCAAGCGAUGGAAUUUCGCAGGUAGGAGAAGGGUCUGCUUACCACCGACUUGUAAUACAAGUGCAGCCUUAACACUAGCUGUAAGCCAGAUUCGUU